Messenger RNA from Racocetra fulgida, 810 nucleotides. The record is from the annotation of a GenBank genome assembly. Lineage: Eukaryota; Fungi; Glomeromycota; Glomeromycetes; Diversisporales; Gigasporaceae.
GGAUAUGAAGUAAAAUUGGAACCAUCCGAAGAAGAUCAAUUGCCUGUUGCGCAUAAUAAUUCCCAUGAAGCAUCCUCGAGUAGUAGUGUUCAACACAUGCAAGAACGUAGGACGGCUGCAAAUGCUACAAAUGCUUUAUAUAUUGGUGAAUUGAACUGGUGGACCACUGACGAAGACCUUCGUAAUGUUGCUCGUGAGGUUGGGGUUGCGAAUGAUGUGACUGAAAUCACCUUUUAUGAACAUAAAGUGAACGGAAAAUCUCGAGGCAAGGUUAAAGACAGACUAGAAGAAGUCUCGGCUAAUGGUAAUCCGUUUAAAACAGUUCCAAAAGCUUCACGCCAGAUAAUGCAACAACAGCAAUCUGCUUCACAACAAAGAGCCGCAUCGGGUCUUCCCAUUCGUCCAGUUAUGCGACCAGGUUCACUGGAUUUUCAUCCUCAUCGAAGUGGAUUCAGAGCCGGACAAAUGGUUUCUGGUCCAAGAGACUUUUUCACCCCCCCAAUCGCACCAGCAUAUUCCGGAUUUGCGGCCGGUCGUGGUUCGUAUAUGAAUGGUUUCGCUGGUACCGGAGAUGCAUCUUUUGCCAUGAAUCCAAUGAUGGCACGUGGCGGAAUGAUGGGUAUGAGAAAUCAACAAGUUGGACCUGUUCGCCGUGGAUUAAUGAGCGGCCGAGGUGUAAUGCGCGGAGGAUAUGGUGACGAAUUUAUGGGCGCUAAUAUGGGCGGUUACGAUGGAGUCACUCAUGGUAUGAAAAGAUCACGUGAUGAUGAUGAUCAUGGACACAUGGAUGGAAGAGGUAAUUUUUGUUAG